GUCACUUUCUGGAAGCGCAUCCGCAGGCUGAAGCGACUGAAUGUGGUUGUGUUCGGCGGUACACAAAAGAAAGUGAAGUAAAUAAACUGCUUUUAUUUCGAUUAAAGUAAAGGUAAGCCACCCUCUUGAGUCAGGAUGUCGUACAUGCUCCCUCACCUCCAUAAUGGCUGGCAGGUGGACCAGGCCAUUUUGUCCGAAGAGGACCGCGUGCUCGUUAUCCGUUUCGGCCACGAUUGGGACCCUACGUGCAUGAAAAUGGAUGAAGUUUUGUACAGCAUUGCUGAAAAGGUGAAGAAUUUUGCUGUGAUUUACUUGGUGGAUAUCACGGAAGUGCCAGAUUUUAACAAGAUGUACGAGUUGUACGACCCGUGCACGGUCAUGUUCUUCUUCAGGAACAAGCACAUCAUGAUCGACUUGGGCACAGGUAACAACAACAAGAUCAACUGGACAAUGGAGGACAAACAGGAGAUGAUAGACAUUAUCGAGACCGUCUACAGGGGCGCACGGAAAGGACGGGGUCUCGUAGUGUCCCCCAAAGACUACUCGACCAAAUACAGAUACUAACUUUAUCUACGCGUUCAUACUGUCAACAUAUUGUGCAGUUUAUACAGCGAUCAUCACCCUGCAUGGACAUCUCACUGGGACAGUUUUGUAUUCAUAUGGACGCAGCAGAGACCUGCCCUUGUGUUAAUACCUUUUGUGUUUUUUUUUUUGUUUUUUUUUUUUUUGUAUUUAAAGACAUUUUUCAUCUAUGAUCUGGGAAAUGUGACCUGUAGCUUUUUGUUUGUUUUUUUGUCAAUAAUGAAAAUAAAUCUUUUAUAAAAACAGUUUGAGGUCAUUUUCAGAAGCUUCUCUGUAUGCAUUGUGGGGGGAAAAAAAAGAAACUUGACUGUGCCUCAUAUUCAUCCAGCAUGUUUAGUGAUUAAAAUGUUUUGUUUUUUUAUGUGACAUUAAGUCAAUUAUAUCUUGUUAUAUUUGAGUUAAAUCUGACAACUGAACUGUCCAUCACUUUAAGUGAUUUUAAAUAUGUGAGUAUUUUACACUGGAAGCCAUUAAUGCAAUCAAAUAUAAUUUAUGCAUGCUUAUGACAGCAAUUACAAAUAAUAAUAUAACAUAAUCUGCAGAUUUUCGUACAGAUCUAUUAAGUUUUUCAGCAGUGUUUUCUCUGCUUUCCCCAGUUCAUAUUUGCAUGUGGGUAAGCUUACUGUAAAAGAACUUGAAUGUCCUAUUAAUACAGUAGCUUAAGAAAUCUUAUAGAUGACAUGAAGUUUUGUAUAUUGAGACAUUUGUCAUUUUUGGAUCAAGUCUUAUGAUAAUUUGGUCUAGCAACAUAUAAACACAGUCUUAUGCAAACGUUUAGACACCCCUUGAUAACCAGAUUUUGGUGAUUUAAAAAAAAAAUUCCUUGAAAAGAUGUUAAUACCGUC
Messenger RNA from Clarias gariepinus (North African catfish), 1427 nucleotides. RefSeq names its product thioredoxin-like 4A (gene txnl4a). The transcript is spliced from 4 exons. Gene Ontology annotation, biological process: mRNA splicing, via spliceosome. Gene Ontology annotation, cellular component: U5 snRNP; spliceosomal complex; U4/U6 x U5 tri-snRNP complex. The record is from RefSeq and is a predicted model, not a curated record. Lineage: Eukaryota; Metazoa; Chordata; Actinopteri; Siluriformes; Clariidae. Bases 136 to 564 code for a protein of 142 amino acids.